AUGGAGCACUGCCAAGUGAGUCUGACGCACGGGAGAAUCGACGUUCAAGAAGCACUCGGCUGGGUGAACUCGCCAUACUGCGGUGGUACGUCGAUUUUCAUUGGGACGACCCGAAUUACGGAAAAUGGAGAGAAUAGCAAAAUCGUAAAGCACCUGACCUAUGAGGCGUACGAAGAGAUGGCCCUGGAGACGAUGCGACAGAUUGUCCUGCAGAACGUCAGCAAGGCCGAUGGUCUGCACAAGGUCUACGUCUGCCAUCGACUGGGACAGGUCAACCUGGGCGAGGAGUCCAUACUGAUUGCCGUCUCUUCGCCUCACCGAUCCUCUGGCCACCAAAUGGUGAUGCAGAUUCUCAAUGAAAUCAAGCAAAAGGUACCUAUUUGGAAGAAGAUUUGCUUCGAAGAUCAAGGAGACCACUGGAGCCCUAACAGCGAGGCAUUCUGGCUACAGCAAGAAAAAUAA
Molecule: messenger RNA, 462 nt
Organism: Rhagoletis zephyria (snowberry fruit fly)
Lineage: Eukaryota; Metazoa; Arthropoda; Insecta; Diptera; Tephritidae
Source: RefSeq, a predicted model, not a curated record